Messenger RNA from Marmota monax (woodchuck), 2216 nucleotides. Its product is annotated as glutamic acid-rich protein-like. Gene Ontology annotation, cellular component: cytoplasm. The transcript is spliced from 3 exons. Gene Ontology annotation, biological process: regulation of inflammatory response. Lineage: Eukaryota; Metazoa; Chordata; Mammalia; Rodentia; Sciuridae. The record is from RefSeq and is a predicted model, not a curated record. The coding region runs from base 215 to 694 and encodes 159 amino acids.
GUGAGCUCUGAGCCCCAGCAUGCUGGACCCCCAAUAAACCCUCUGCUGUUGCAUGAGACAGUCUCUUGGUGGUCUCUUCCUCCGACACUCACCCGACCUUAACAAUUUUAUGGGAUAAUUUGAGGGAGACUGGUGUUAGUUCUUUUUUAGAAGUCUGGUAGAACUCUGCUGAGAAUUCCUCUGAUCCUGGGCUUUUCUUUGUUGACACUUAUCAAUGUCUUCAAAGAUGUACAAAAUGGCACGUGAGCACUUGGCAAAUUCUCUUCAAGAACUUGUAGAUGAAGAAUUGAAGAAGUUUAAGAGCAAACUUACUUAUGUCGAGCUAAAAAAAAAACUUAAGAAUAUUCCUAGGGGGGAGAUUAAGAAAGUCUCCGAUCAUGAAGAUCUUGCUGAAAUCCUGGUCAACCAUUACGGGUCAUGGAAUGCAGUGAAGGUUACCAUGAAAAUCCUGAAAAAAAUUCACCAGAGACACGUGGCUGAGAGGCUCCUUUAUGAUAUCAAGGAAAAUGAUAAAAAGAAUAAGAAAAAAGAGGAUGAUGAAACAGAUGAUGAUGAUGAUGAUGAUGAUGAUGAUGAUGAAACCGAUGAAGAAGAAUCGAGUGAUGAUGAUGAUGAUGAUGACAAUGACGAUGACGAUGAUGACGAUGACGAUGAUGAUGAUAAUGAUGACGAUGAUGACGAUGAUGAUAAAUAAAAAGAGAAAAAAACCCUUUCUUACAGAAAAAUAUUGAAAAUAUUCACCCUUAUUACUUUUUUUAUGGAAUGUGGAGACUAACAUGAAAUUUGUGUUUUUUGUUCCAGUGCUUUAUUUUCUAUUCUACAUAUUCUUUUUAUUUCUUUAAUAAAACAUUUCUGAGCUAAUUAUAGUUUGUCAGAGUGAAACUUAUAGAAAGAUAAUAGAGGGAAGGGAGCAGAGGGUAGAAGAGGGAAGGGGAGGAGAGGAAAUAGGGCUUGAAUUAGAACAAAAUCUCUUUCAUGCUUGUACAAUUAUGUCAAGAUGAAUUCCAACCAAUAUAUAACUAAAAGAACCAAUAAAGAAAGAGGUUUUAGACUGAGGUUUUAUGGUGUUGCUGUAAGAUAAAAUUUUAAGUCAUAUAAGAAGUUUUAGCUGUUAGAUAAAAAUAAAAUCUUCAAGCAUCCAUAAAAGAUUUGUCUUAUAAUUGCUAAGAAAAAAUAAAUACUAUUGCAUAUAGGACUGGAAAUUUUUACCUCUUGUUUUUAUUUUAUAAGUGUCCAUAAAUAAGUAUAUAUAGACAUCAAAAUCUGUCUAUGUGUGUGUAUCAUGUCAUCAGAAUUUUUCUUGCCAGUUUUUACUAAAACCUCUUCCUCCCUAAAACAUACUGAAUUCAAUUAGGUUAUCUCUUAGGUACAAUUUAUACUUAACACUGUGCUUGUACUUGGUUUUCAUAGAAAACUGUUAUCUAAUCCAGUGUUUUUAUUUUAGAUAUAUAGUUGGUGUAUCUUUAUGAGAGCAAGAAAUAGGGCUUUGUGGUUUCUUUCUUUAAGCUUGAUUGUAUUAGUAAAUGAGUAAAAUAUGAUUUCAUUUAGAAAUACUAUGAAACUAGAUUCUGAGAAAAACAUACUGAAAAUAGAGAAGAGUAAAACCUUGAUUAUUCUGUUCUCUACCAUAGCGGCCUUUUAUUUUCUCAUAGGUUACCUUUGUUCAAACCAAGCUAAUACUUGUCAUAAACAGCUGUGUUCUUGUUUCUGUCAUACACCUUUUCUUAAUUGUGUCAUCUUUGAGACACUUACCUCUUUAUCUGAACUUUCAUUAUUUGGACAUCAAAAUGAAAAUUUAGGAAUCACACAGAUUUUGAAAAAAGUUUGAGGUACACUUUGAAUUCUUCAUUAAGCUCUUAAAAACUUAUAAUCUGAAAUUCAUAGAUCAAUUUAAGUUAGAAAUUGUGAUGCUUGUUUCUAUUUUAAUUUUUUCUUCAAUCUAUUAGAGUUGUCUUCCAAAGAAGACUUAUAUUAAAAAAAAACAAAGAUCAGCUUUUGUCUAAUGCCACAAUUUACCAAUUGUUAAGUAUAAAUAUCACUUUACUAAGGAUGUUUACAUGCUCAAUUUUAUGAUUUUGAAAUUCAAAGUUCAUGGACCUUUUGUUUGUGUACCCUAGCAUAAAGCAUAAUCACCUUUUCAUAUGCUUCCUGGAAAAACAUUCAUCCUCUUUGGUUCAUAUUUUACUAAUAAAUUAAUAAAUUUCUAAAUCAAUGAA